AGCGGGGCUGAGCGGAUCAUGGCGGCCGCUGCGGGAAUGUCUGCCCUGUGCCGGCGCCUCAUGGGCUCGCUGCGGCUGUCAGGAGUGCGGCCAAGCUUGAUGGCUGCUGGCAUCCCUGGGUUGACACCAAAUCUCUUCCACAAGAGCCAAGCAAAAGUUGAGCUACUCCAUCAGUUGAAGUUUCUGCACACUACUUUGUCUCGGAAAGGUCUGGAGGAGUUUUUUGAUGAUCCAGCAAACUGGGGAGAAAAAACUGUAAAGUCUGGGGAUGCAUGGAAUAUAAAGCAACUGAGGGCCAAGAGUAGUGAGGACUUACACAAGCUUUGGUAUGUCCUACUGAAGGAAAAAAACAUGCUUUUAACUUUAGAGCUAGAAUCAAAACGACAACUCAAGCCUAUGCCAAGUCCAGAACGAUUAGAAAAGGUAGAAGAGUCUAUGAAAAAUAUAGAUUUGGUUGUCAGAGAAAGAGAAAUUGCUCUGAGGCUUCUACAAACUGGCCAUGAAAAGCCAGUACCUGGCGAGUGGAGACAUGACUUCCUAGGACGCACCUACUGGUACUCUUACAAGGAAUGGCCAAUACCAUGGUACUUGAACAAAAAAUACAAAAAGAGGAAAUUUUAUUACUUACCUCACGUGGAACGCUUCAUCAGGCUCAGACUUGAACAAUCUUUACGCACAAGGGCAAGAAGGCAAAGCCUAGAGAAAACAAAGCAGAAGCUCUUGGAAAGGAAGUUCCCUCACCUUGCUGCAAAAUCUCAGAGCCAGUAACACAGUGGAAGCCUGGCAAGCAAUUGGUCAAGUGUCUUUGCGACCAGAACAUGAAACAACUCUGAAACAACGACUGAGCAUUCCUGAAUCUUUUUGUUUUUUUUUUUUUAUUCCCAUAUUUGACCUAAAUUAGAUUUGUGAUUGGGAAUUAAAAGCAGCUUCAGUGCAUAUCUCUAAUCCUAACAGCUGUUUCCAGAAACACUUGAAAAAUUGCUUAAGUCACUUUUAUAAUAGUGAUACAGGCAUCAUUAAGAGUGAAGAGCAGCAACUGACUGCCAGAUGAAAGUAUGAAGUGUAGAGAUAAGUUACCUGGUUUAGUUUAACACACUUUAAAAGGAGAGACCUAAGUGUCUCUGAAACUCAUAUACAAAGCUUUAUUCCUUGACCAUCUGAGUUACAGGUACUUCACUUAAGUUACACAUGCUUUCUGUAUAAAAGCAUAGGAAACCAUGCUUUUGGUCUGCUAGAGAAACUUUUUCCCUGCCUUAAACCCAGCUCGUUAGGAAGUCUGAAAUAUUUAGUAUGUGAACUUUUACCUGUGCAAUUUUUCUAUCUAGAGUUCUAGAUAGCUAUGACAAAUUCAAACAUUAGUGCAAUGUUUUUGGGUUGGUUGUUUUUUUUGGUUUUAUUUUUUGUUGGUUUUGGUUUUUUUUUAGUGUGCAGAAUAGUUGAAGGAAGAUAGUAAUACUUGUAAAACUGAAGUAGAAAGGUGCUGGUGCUGCUCUCAGUUGAUGGUGAACACCUACUCAGGAAAGCUUUUAACCUUCUGCUGAGGUGAUGUAGAAUUUUUGAAUGAAGUCUUUUAGGAAACAAAUGUGCUAUACAAUGCAACCUGAUGAAACACAGUAAACUCCAAGGAAGCCAAAACUAGCAGAUAAACAAGUCUGUCUCUAUCAUCAACAGUUACUCCUCUGUGUCACAGAAAAUACCCACUUAAAACAGAAACUCUCUACAGUGGAGAGAAAACCACAGUGUGUUUUACUCUUCAGUAUAGGGAUAGGACAUUCAUAGAUACUACCAUGGCAUUGCAAUUCUGUCAAGAAGAUAAUCAACAUUUAUCUUCUAAGCACAUGACACAGAAGGAAGGUUUCAAAUGCAUAGCCAGUUCCUGAAGAGAAAGAAAAAAAAGCCUACUUUGUAUCUUCACCUCUAGCUAUGAGCUGUCCAGUCAAUCUUAAUGCUUCACCAAUGCCACAGUAACUUUAUAAAGCAUUACUCCUUGCAGUGUUCUGGGAUACAAGUUCAACUGACAUUCCACAUUCUACUUCCAUGCAAACCAGACUGAGUCUUCCAGUCUGACACUAUCUGGUGACAUACCCCCUACUGUAACUGACUUAAGUUUGCCUCAUUUUGUGAGAGAAAUAUGGUUUGUCAAUAGCUUGCAAAAUCUGGAGCAAGCAACUUUGUCUCAAGCAACUAACGGUCAUCAUGAUAAAACAUAAGCAGGCUGUUUUGAUACAUUAUUUUAUUGUCUGAAGGUAAUAUGAAACUUUUCAACUAGAAGCCUCAUCAUUAUUUACCCAGGAGGUUUUUAGGAUAGAAAAAUGUUGCAGUACUGUUCACAUUCUUUUUUAAAGUCAGUUAAAUGGUAUUUGGUUUUCCACAACUCUGAAGAUAACGAGCAAAACUUCAUUGUGUUCCAGUACAGAAUAUCACACCAUUGUAAAUGAAAGCAAAUUUAACAGCAACAUUGAUCUGCAUCUUGACAGCCAGUUCCUGCCCUCCAAAAAAUUAAAAAUCAUGUUACUUGCUGACCCUGA
Molecule: messenger RNA, 2528 nt
Organism: Melopsittacus undulatus (budgerigar)
Lineage: Eukaryota; Metazoa; Chordata; Aves; Psittaciformes; Psittaculidae
Gene: MRPL47
Product: mitochondrial ribosomal protein L47
Exons: 7
Coding region: 19-768 (249 amino acids)
Biological process (GO): mitochondrial translation
Cellular component (GO): mitochondrial large ribosomal subunit; mitochondrial ribosome
Molecular function (GO): structural constituent of ribosome
Source: RefSeq, a predicted model, not a curated record